This is a messenger RNA of Dama dama (fallow deer), 795 nucleotides long. RefSeq names its product coiled-coil domain containing 92B (gene CCDC92B). NCBI's taxonomy places the organism in Eukaryota, Metazoa, Chordata, Mammalia, Artiodactyla, Cervidae. The coding region runs from base 16 to 795 and encodes 259 amino acids. The transcript is spliced from 3 exons. The record is from RefSeq and is a predicted model, not a curated record.
CAGGCCUGGGUUGCCAUGGAUACCGUGUCCCUGGAGCAUCAGAUCCAGAGCGUGCAGCGCCACAUCAGCUUCCUGAAAAAAGAGCAGAUGGCCCUGCUGCGAGACCUGCACCUGGAGAUCCUGAGGCUGCAGAAGCGCUGCUCAGAACUGACCCAUGACCUGGAGAUGAGAGAGGCCCAGUCGCACCAGCAAGAGUUGGCGUCCCGGGAGCUGGAGAGCAAGUGCCGCGCGUUGGAGUCGCAGCUGGCCGAGCGAGCAGCGGCCAACGCGGAGCUGCGGCGGGAGGUGGCGCAGCGCGAGGCGCUGGUGUCGGCGCUGCGCUGCAGCCUGCGCGCGGAGGAGCGCCGCUUCCUGGAGGAGCUGCGUCGCCGCAGCCACCGAGCCACCGUGCUGAGCACGGAGCUGCAGAAGCACACCGAGGCGGCCGCCUACCUCUCCUGCCAGCUGCAUGCGGCGCGCCAGAAACUGCAGACUCCGCGCCCGGGGCCCGGCGCCGCCGCCGCCACCGCCACCGCCGAGCCCCGGAUCCGCCGGCGCGCACAGCGGGCCCGCCGCCAGCCCGCAGCCGAGGCCGCCACCAAGGGCCCGGGCCGGGACUGGGCGGCCUGGGAGCGUGCGGCCGGCGUCCCGGACGACCUCGAUGCCAUGCCCGACCCCGCGCUCUUCCUCUACGCCCGGAGGCCCCAGCGGCCCGGUGGCCGCAGCCCACGUCAGCCGCCUCCCCAGGAACCCCCGGACCAAGCCGGCUCUCCGGCCGCGCCCCGCCCACCCAGUGCGCCCGCGGACCCGGAGUAG